AUGGAUUUAUUCAAGAAACAGAAGUCAAGUAUCUCCUCUGCCUUGUCAAAACAAACAAAGGAAACUAUGAGUGCUUAUAGGAAACGACUUGAAGCUUCGAUCGAAACUAUACAAUGGCUUCUACUCCAAGGAUUAUCUUUCCGUGGUCACGAUGAAAAAGAAAGUUCCUUGAGAAGAGGUAACUUUAUCUUGUUGUUGACUCUUCUUUCAAAAAAAGAUCCUGAAUAUUCAAAAGUUGUUUUUAAAAAUGCUCCUGGUAAUUGUCAACUUACUUCUCCAAUUGUCCAAAAAGAUAUCAUAAAUGCAUGUGCAAAAGAGACAACUAAAGCAAUCAUUAAAGAUAUUGAUGGUGGUUUCUUUACUAUCUUGGCUGAUGAGUCUGCUGAUGUUUCUGAUAAGGAACAAAUGGCUCUUUGUUUGAGAUAUGUGAAUAAAAAGGGAGAAGUUUGGGAGCGUUUACUUGGUAUUGUGCAUGUUUCCGAUACUACUUCUUUGACUCUUAAAACUGCUAUAGAGUCAUUGUUGAUGGAGUAUUCUUUGUCUUUCUCUCAAGUACGAGGUCAGGGUUAUGAUGGGGCAAGUAAUAUGCAAGGUUCAAUUAAUGGCCUUAAGACUCUAAUACAGAAUGAAUGUAAACAAGCAUACUUUGUCCACUAUUUUGCUCACCAACUUCAGUUGACUCAAGUUGCACUUGCUAAAAAAAACUCUAAUUUUGCUUGGUUAUUUGCUGAUGUACUUGCCCCUCUCUUGAACUUUGUGGGAGGUUCACCGAAGAGGAAAGAAUUUCUUCGUGAAAAACAAGCUCAAAGAAUUGUGGAAGCAUUGUCUUCAGGUGAACUUGAAACAGGGUCGGGUUUAAAUCAAGAACGUGGGUUAGGUAGACCUUGUGACACUCGUUGGGGAUCUCAUUUCAAAACAAUAUUGAAUGUGCUUGAUUUAUAUCCUUCAAUCCUUGGGUCGCUUGAUGACAUUGCAGAAGUCUCUGAUGCACUUGAUUCUAACAAAGCACAAACUAUUACAAAUUUGUUGAUGUCUUUUGAUUUUGUAUUUGUGGCACAUUUGAUGGUUGGUAUCUUUGGGAUAACAAAUAACUUGAAUGUGGCAUUACAAAAACGUGAUCAAGACAUUGUAAAUGCAAUGCGAAUGGUUAAUGUGACCAAGAUUAAUUUGCAAGAGAUGAAGAUGAAGGUGGGAUUCUCAUAUGGAGAAGAUAAGCUAAUUCACUGCAAGAUAGAACCAAAGACGCAGUUGGAAGCUUUUAUGUGCUCCUUUGUCUAUGGGUCUAAUGAUAAAAAGGAGAGAAUCACAUUAUGGCAAUCUUUUAUUCAGUUGAAGACUAGCAUCCCAUGGAUUGUAUUGGGGGAUUACAAUGUGGUUCUGAAUAUGGAUGAAAGGGUGGGCUCUAGAGUGAGGUUACAUGAGGUAGCUGACUUCAUAGAGUGUGUUGAGCAAUGUGAGUUAGCAGACUUGGAACAAUGUGGAAGGUUCUUCACUUGGACCAAUAAGCAAGAUGUAGAUAGGAGGGUGUUUUAA
This is a messenger RNA of Beta vulgaris subsp. vulgaris (sugar beet), 1533 nucleotides long. RefSeq lists its product as uncharacterized. The record is from RefSeq and is a predicted model, not a curated record. NCBI's taxonomy places the organism in Eukaryota, Viridiplantae, Streptophyta, Magnoliopsida, Caryophyllales, Amaranthaceae. The transcript has 2 exons. The coding region runs from base 1 to 1533 and encodes 510 amino acids.